Nematocida minor is the source of this 2196-nucleotide messenger RNA. Its product is annotated as V-type H+-transporting ATPase subunit a. Gene Ontology annotation, biological process: vacuolar acidification; proton transmembrane transport. The transcript has a single exon. The record is from RefSeq and is a predicted model, not a curated record. Gene Ontology annotation, cellular component: vacuolar proton-transporting V-type ATPase complex; vacuolar proton-transporting V-type ATPase, V0 domain. Lineage: Eukaryota; Fungi; Microsporidia. The coding region runs from base 1 to 2196 and encodes 731 amino acids. Gene Ontology annotation, molecular function: proton-transporting ATPase activity, rotational mechanism; ATPase binding.
AUGUUUAGAAGUGAAGAUGUAAGCAUGGUGCGAGUGUACAUCUCGCCCGACAUAGCCAGGAAUGCGCUGGAAGAGCUCGGACAGAGAGACAUCCUGCACCUGGUGGCUCCAGCAGACAAAAAGCGAGAAAAAACAGAGCACUGCAUUGAAAUGGAAAAAAUUCUGGCGAGAAUUGUAUUUCUAACACAAGAGCUGAAAAAGAACAAAAUAUCGCAGGUGAAGGGAUCCAACAUCCCCCCGCUGCACAUGACGAUAGAAAAGCUGUCAGACUCCAUCAAAAAGCACUACUACAGGGUGGUGCAGCUUUCGCAGAUAAAGAAAAGCACAGGAGAGGCGGUUGAAAAGAUGCAGGAGGACGUGACAGUUCUGCAGGAUCUGGAGAGAAUAUCCACAGAAGGCCUGAAAGACCUCGACUUUGACUCAGAUAGAAGCUCAAAAGUAGGCCUUGAGUACGUGGCAGGCGUGAUUUCCAAGGAGCAGAUCAACACUCUUGAAGAGUUUUUGUGGAAGUCUCUCCACGGCAAUCUUUGUUUUGUUUCCGUGGAGAUGGCCACUCCGAAGAAAAUGGGGUUUAUUUGCUUCACGCAUGGAGAGCGUGCGAUUGAAAGAAUAAGAAACAUAUGCACAAAGGUGGAUGCAAGAAUAGUGAGGUACGAGAACCAAAAAACAGAAAAAAAAGAGGGCGAUCUGCUGAGCUUGUCCUCAAAUCUGUCCCAGCUGACAAAAAUGCACCAGAUAAACACCGAAACUUUUUCAGCAGAGAUAAAAACAAUAUCGCGAGAGGUGUUCGUCUGGAAGUACUACAUCAUCCGGGAGAUAGAGAUAGAAACAGCUCUGGCAAAGCUGGAAAUAAACAAAGAGAACUCGUAUCUGAUGGGAGAGGGGUUCAUUUUGAAGAGAAAUGAAGAGAGAUUCGGGCAGCUGAUAAAGAAGAUAGGAGAGGCCCACGGGGAUGUAGCAGCUGAGAUCAUCCCCAGCACAGAAGAAGUGGUAAAGCCAACGUAUUUUGAAACCACGCCAAUCACAAAGUGUUUCCAAAACCUGACAAAUGUCUACGGCAUUCCUGCGUACAAGGAGAUAAACCCAACGAUAUUCUCCAUCAGCACCUUCCCUUUCCUUUUCGGAGCAAUGUUCGGUGACAUAGGACACGGGCUGAUUUUGAUCGCAGUGGGGAUGUACUUCAUCAGAAAAGAAAAAGUGCUGACAAUACCUGAAUUUUUAGAAAUAAUAUUUGAUGCAAGAUAUCUCCUGGUUUUCAUGGGAGUGUGGUCAGUGUACUUUGGGUUCCUGUACGCAGACUUUAUGGGGUGCUCAUUUGGCCACUAUCUAUCAGCUUACGACAGCUAUGGGCAUAAACAAGGAAACUGCUUAUUUGGGAUAGACCACAUAUGGCACACAGCGGCAAAUGGCCCCUCGUUUAUCAACUCGCUGAAAAUGAAGACAAGCGUGGUGAUUGGAUUCUGCCAUCUUCUGCUGGGAAUGGUUCUGAACGUCAUAAAUGCCAGGUACAACAAAGACAGAGCCAGAAUAUACGGAGUGAUCAUUCCGCAGAUAAUAAUAUUCAUGGGGCUCAUAGGAUACAUGAUAUUCCUAAUACUCCUCAAAUGGAAUACGCCCAAGCCGUCAUGGCCCGGGAUUAUUGCAGUGAUUAUUGAGAUGGUUUCAUUCAGGGAAGUAGCAGAAGAGCUGUACCCAGCACAGAACAUCAUCCAAAAGGGAAUUAUGACGGUAGUGCUUAUGGCGUUCCCUGUCAUGCUCCUAUCAGAGCCGAUCUACCGAAUGGCCACAAAAACAGUUCCAGCGAAGAGCUCCAUGGCGGACGUGUGGCUGCAUUCUUUCAUCGAGGGAAUUGAGUUUUCAAUGGGGCUGAUAUCAAAUAUCUCCUCGUAUCUAAGGCUGUGGGCUGUUUCACUGGCACACGCUGAGCUAAGCGCGAUUUUAUUCACAAAAACCAUAGGGAAUACGAGCAUAGACAUUCCCCUUAGAUUGGCUCUUUCUGUUAUCUGGGUGCUAGGCACUUUUAUCCUUCUUAUUUGCCUGGAGGGGCUGAGUGCCACGCUGCACAGUCUGAGGCUGCACUGGGUGGAGUUUGGCUCGAAGUUCUUCAAAGGAGAGGGAACCCUUUUCAGUCCGUUUACGUUCAAGCCUUCUAUUCUCCUGGACCAGGAAAGACCGCCAGGUGGCGAGGUUGAAUAA